GCUCGGGUCGCAUUGCGGAGGUUGUGCCUGGAAGCCUGAACUCCGGGUAGCAGACGCGCGGCUGUGGUCCUACCGGGCCGCCGUAGCUGUGAUGGCGCCGCUGCUGGGAGCCGCGCUGGCUCUUCUACUCGUCUGUUUGUUGUUCACUAGCCGACUGUAUCGUGUCGUGAGGGCUGCUUCGAGCUGCGGCCCGGGAGCCGGGGGCCCGGGAGCCGGGGGCCCGGGAGCCGGGGGGCCGGUCGCUGUCCUCGUCGUCGCAGGGUCAGGUGGUCACACCACAGAGAUCCUGCGCCUGGUGCACAGCCUGUCUGCAGCCUACACCCCUCGGCACUAUGUGAUUGCUGACAGCGACCGGAUGAGCGAGGAGAAGAUCUGCGCCUUGGAGAGGUCCAAGCGGGCCCCUGACGGCGAGCCCCAGUUCACCAUCUGUCGGAUCCCACGGAGUCGGGAGGUGCAUCAGUCCUGGAGCUCGUCCCUCAUCAGCUCUCUGCGCGCGCUGCGCUACUCUCUUCCUCUGGUCUUCAGACUCCGACCCGACGUGAUUGCUCAGAAAUAUGACCCACAAAGAGAGGAGGAGCUACGCUUCUGGAUCGAGGAGGUCACUGGAAUGUCUAUUGGAGAGAACUUCCAAAAGGGCUUGAAGGAUGGCGUCGUCCUCUGCGAACUGAUCAACAAGCUGCAAACUGGUUCCGUGAGGAAAAUCAACCUUUCCCAGUUAAACUGGCACAAGCUGGAAAACCUUGGUAAUUUUAUCAAAGCUAUCCUGGCCUACGGCCUGAAGCCCAAUGACAUCUUUGAGGCCAACGACCUGUUUGAAAACGGGAACAUGACUCAAGUUCAGACCACGCUGCUCGCACUGGCCAGCAUGGCCAAGACCAAAGGUAUGGACACAAAGAUUGAUAUCGGGGUGAAAUACGCAGACAAACAAGCUCGACAUUUUGACCAUGAGAAGAUCAAGGCCGGUCAGUGUGUCAUUGGACUGCAGAUGGGGACAAACAAGUGUGCAAGUCAGGCUGGAAUGACUGCCUAUGGAACCAGAAGACAUCUGUAUGAUCCAAAGACUCAGACUGACAAACCCUACGACCAGACCACCAUCAGCCUGCAGAUGGGGACCAACAAAGGCGCCAGCCAGGCGGGCAUGUCAGCCCCCGGUACCCGCAGAGACAUCUAUGACCAGAAGGUGGCGCAGCAGCCACUGGACAACUCCACCAUCUCCCUCCAAAUGGGCACCAACAAGGUGGCGUCGCAGAGGGGCAUGAGUGUGUACGGUCUGGGUCGACAGGUCUACGACCCCAAGUACUGCGCCCCCCCGACCGAGCCGGUCAUCCACGCCAACGGCAGCCAGGGCACCGGCACUGGCACCAACGGCUCGGAGAUCAGCGACAGUGACUAUCAGGCUGAGUUCCAGGAGGACGAGUACCCUGGACCUUACCAUGACGACUACAGCUCCCAAUAUAGCGAUCAGCGCAUUGACUAUUAGUGGAGAGCUCCGGCUCCCAAUCAGUAUUAUCCAGUGUCUUUUAUUACCGACACCACAGAGCCGCACUAGUUCCUCCUGAAGCCUACCAGCGCUCUCCUUCUUUACCUACACUCUGAAUAGAAUAAUGAAGUGCAGUGAUGGAAAUGUUUUAAUUUAAUCCCCACUAUGUUUCCAUGAUGGAACACUUACGUAGUGCUAACUUUUUGGCGCGAUGGUGCAGCAUCAGGUGAAGCUGCUGCAUUCCAGGGUUUUAUUCCUGGACUGAUGGUCCAUAUGAUAUUAAUUCAGCAAUAGGCUGCUGCUCUGUGUGGUUUCUGCAUCCUCACACGGUUAUCCUGCCACUUUGUGCUACUGGUGUUUUUACUACAUUUAAUUAGUAGACGUGUUUUAUGAUGAGCAUGGUGGCUGCUCAGAAAGUGGUCGACCAAACCCAAUCUGACUAUAUCGAUGAACUUCCUUGUUCCAUUAUACCAGAUACAUUUUCAUAACAUUCCACUUGUAUUCCUAAACUGUAUUUAUAAAACAGUCCACUGUCAAAUGGUAAGAAAAUGCUAUGUUAUGAAUAAAUUCAGAUUUUCUUCAAUUCUAGAAGGCUGUCAAAACACUA
Messenger RNA from Gasterosteus aculeatus aculeatus (three-spined stickleback), 2087 nucleotides. NCBI's taxonomy places the organism in Eukaryota, Metazoa, Chordata, Actinopteri, Perciformes, Gasterosteidae. The record is from RefSeq and is a predicted model, not a curated record.